Messenger RNA from Lactuca virosa, 519 nucleotides. The record is from the annotation of a GenBank genome assembly. NCBI's taxonomy places the organism in Eukaryota, Viridiplantae, Streptophyta, Magnoliopsida, Asterales, Asteraceae.
AUGGAUUUUGGGGCUGGACACGUUCACCCACAAAAAGCCAUGGAUCCAGGAUUAGUCUACGACAUCAGUUCAUACGAUUACAUUGAUUUCCUCUGUAAUUCCAAUUACACAACCAAAAACAUCCAAGUGAUUACCAGGAAGCACGCCGAUUGCAGUCGGGCAAAAAAAGCAGGACACACCGGAAACCUAAAUUUUCCGUCAAUGACUGCUGUGUUCCAACUAUACGGGAAGCGGAAAAUGUCGACACAUUUCAUCAGAACAGUGACGAACGUGGGUGAAGCAAAAUCUGUUUACACUGUGAGCAUAAAGCCACCAAGAGGGAUGAACGUGACAGUGGAGCCGAUGAAGCUUGCUUUCAGGAGGGAGGGGCAGAAACUGAACUUUCUGGUUAGGGUGAAAGUGGUGGCGAUGAAGCUGUCGGCCGGAAGUUCCAUUACAAAGAGUGGAUCGAUAGAGUGGUCGGACGGGAAGCAUGUUGUUAGGAGUCCGCUGGUUGUGACAAUGCAAGAACCCCUGUGA